ACUCCUGCGCCCCAAGUUGCAGGGAAGCGUGAAAAACCAACUUUGCCGGGGACCAGAUUCAUGCUGGCAAUCGCAUCUUUCCAUUUCCCAAACACCAUUCAAAUUUCUCACUCUUUCCAGCUCCUUGAAGCUACAGAGAUUUUUAUAUGACGUUUUCUGGAGAAACAGGAAAUUAGAGUUGAUGGUAUCUGUUCGACAUACUGUUUAAAGUUGUUCAUACAUUGUCAGUUUAGUGCUUGAAACUGAUGAGCAAAUGGAGGAAAAUCGGCAUAUUGCAAUUUUUACCACUGCUAGUCUUCCAUGGAUGACCGGAACCGCUGUCAAUCCUCUAUUUCGUGCUGCCUUUCUUGCAAAAGAUGGAGAAAGAAUGGUCACUUUGGUGAUUCCUUGGUUAUCUCUUAAACAUCAGAAACUAGUUUAUCCCAACGACAUAACCUUCAGUUCACCUUCAGAGCAGGAGGCUUACGUGCGUCAGUGGCUUGAGGAGAGGAUUUCUUUUCGUUCAAAUUUCAGUAUAUCUUUUUAUCCUGGAAAGUUUGCUGUAGACAAAAGAAGCAUUCUCCCUGUAGGGGAUAUUUCAGAUGUCGUUCCAGAUGAACAGGCGGAUGUUGCUGUCCUUGAAGAGCCUGAGCAUCUUACAUGGUUCCAUCAUGGAAAGCAAUGGAAGGAGAAAUUCUGCCUUGUUAUAGGAAUUGUACACACAAAUUACUUGGAGUACGUGAGGAGGGAGAAAAAUGGGAAAUUACAAGCAUUUCUUCUUAAAUAUGUAAAUAAUUGGGUUGUCGGUAUCUAUUGCCACAAGGUAAUCAGGUUAUCUGCUGCCACCCAGGAUUAUCCUAGAUCAAUUAUCUGUAAUGUUCAUGGAGUCAAUCCUAGGUUUCUUGAGAUUGGUGAGAAAAAGUUAGAACAACAAAAACAGGGGAGCCAACCGUUCACUAAAGGUGCGUACUACAUUGGGAAAAUGGUGUGGAGCAAAGGCUACAAAGAGCUUCUUAAACUUUUUCGUGAUCACCAAAAGGACCUAGGUUGGCUUGAGGUGGAUUUAUAUGGUACUGGGGAGGACUCAGAUCAAGUUAAGGAGGCUGCUAAAAAGUUGGAAAUCGUGGUUAGAGUUUACCCUGGUAGAGAUCAUGCUGACCCUAUAUUCCAUGAUUAUAAAGUGUUCCUGAAUCCUAGCACUACAGAUGUGGUUUGCACUACAACUGCGGAAGCAUUGGCAAUGGGUAAAAUCGUCGUAUGUGCCAACCAUCCCUCAAAUGACUUCUUCAAGCAGUUCCCAAAUUGUCGAACAUACAAUGAUGGGAAUGGAUUCGUUAGAGCCACACUCACGGCACUCAAUGAAUUGCCGGCUCAACUGAGUGAUGCCCAGAGGCAUGAGCUCUCAUGGGAAUCCGCCACAGAGCGAUUUCUAAGGGCUAGUGAUCUGGACCAAGCAUUUGCAAGGAAACAGGAAAAGAGUCCUUCGGAUAACUUUGCAUCUUCUUCGUUGAACCUGAGAAAGAAUUUGGAAAAUGCAUCAGCAUACAUGCAUUAUGUGGCUUCAGGAUUUGAGACAUCAAGAAGAUUAUUUGGUGCAAUUCCAAGGAGCUUGCAACCAGACGAAGAGCAGUGUAAGGAGCUCGGGUUGGCUGCCUCUUCAAAGAGACGGUUGUAAAGAAAUCGAUCCAUGUAUUUACUGUGAGAAUACUUCCUAUAGAUCCUGAGGUUGCCUUUGAUGAUAAAAACUGGUGUUUCAAAUCUGAAAUAAUUCGUGGAAACAUCUCCCAGUUGUACAUUGGGAAGAAGGCUGAAAAAAAAGGAAGUGAAAA
Messenger RNA from Carica papaya (papaya), 1808 nucleotides. Lineage: Eukaryota; Viridiplantae; Streptophyta; Magnoliopsida; Brassicales; Caricaceae. The record is from RefSeq and is a predicted model, not a curated record.